Messenger RNA from Cuscuta campestris, 800 nucleotides. Lineage: Eukaryota; Viridiplantae; Streptophyta; Magnoliopsida; Solanales; Convolvulaceae. The record is from the annotation of a GenBank genome assembly.
CCUAAAUAUAGUCAUGUGUGAUCUUGUUUGAUUUGUCUUAACAUAUAGAUUAUUAAUAUAUAAUUUCUAUAAUUUUUUAAUAUACAAAUUACAAGAUAAAAUGGAUUAAAGAAGUGCAUUGGAUGGUGUGCCAAAAGCCGCGCGAGGAACUUGCGAGCUAAGCUUCCGCCACAAGCGAAAUUGAAGAGGCCGGCCGGAAAGGAGAUGGAAGGCGGCGGCGGGUGUGGCGUGAAACCAGCGUGGCUGGAGCGGUUGACGGCGGAGGAGUCGUUCUUUGCCGUGUGCGGGGCCCACCAACGACGGAGGAAGAAGAACGAGAAGAACAUCUUCUGCUUACUCUGUUGUCAAAGCUUCUGUCCUCAUUGCCUCCCUUCUCAUCAAUCUCACCCUCUUUUACAGGUAAGGAGGUAUGUCUAUCAAGAUGUCAUUAGAUUGGAUGACCUUGAGAAGCUCAUUGACUGCUCCUACAUUCAGCCAUACACAAUAAACAGCGCCAAAGUAAUAUUCUUAAAUCAAAGGACACAGUCGAGGUCUAGUUGCAAGGGCUCGGCCAAUUAUUGUUUUACAUGUGACAGAAUUCUUCAGGCCCCUCAUAGCUUUUGUUCUCUCUCAUGCAAGGUAUCUCUUUGCUCUUGUACUUCCAUAUUAAUCUUUUAGGGUGAAUGGGUACCCUCUCUCUUAUCAUCUGGACAACAAGCACCAAAAUCUCUCACAUUUUAAAAAGGAGAAACUUUACUCAGGGCUGUCUUUGAAAAAUUAAGGGCCCUGGACAACGCCCAGAAUAUAGGUCAUUAAAUCAU